AAUUGUUUAGGGAUCUUUGAAUAGGUCUGACAGAGGUAAAACGAGUCGAUUGCAUUGUGACGACCCAUGCAAAAAUAAUUUCUAAUUUUAUCUUGUUUCUCACAAGCUACAUCAUCGAAUAUGAAGACAGAGUCGGGUUUGGCGUUUACGGGAUCCAAUACACUAUCGUUAUCGCUGUAUCCGUAGUAAUUAACACCUUUAAUACGAUCCAAAACCUGUUGCAAAAAUGUGUAUUUGUCUUGAAAGAGAGACUUUGAGUAAACAUACACGUUCUCAAACCGAAGUCCGUUUGGAUCUGUUAAAAGACUUAACAUCACAUUCGUUUUUCCUGAAUUACUGGGGCCACAGAUUAUAGCCCUUAUAGUAUUUGGUAAUAGAUCGCUAUGUCGAUUUCUAGCAUCACCCUGUGCGAUAUCGAAAUUACAAACAUCAAUAUCGAUUUUCUGUUUAACUUUUCUCAUUUUUUUUUUCACAUAUAUACGAUGUUUAUUCGAUCACGUCUUCAGUUGUAAUGAGAACGUCAAAGGGUAAAGGUCUCUUAAAUAGGGCUAUCAAUAAAUUACCAUUUGAACUUCAUUUACCUGGUUACCAGUAUUGUGGUCCGGGAACAAAGCUUGCUAAACGAUUAGCUAGAGGAGAUCCAGGCAUAAACGAAUUAGAUCGAGCGUGUAAGGAGCACGAUAUCGCAUACUCGAAAGAAAAGGAUUUGAAUCGACGACAUCAAGCCGAUAAAGUGUUGGAGGAAAAAGCGUGGGAAAGAGUUAAAGCUUUGGAUUCUAAUAUCGGAGAAAAAAGUGCUGCGUGGCUUGUUACAAACGCAAUGAAAACAAAACGAAAGCUUGGUAUGGGUGUUAAACGAAAACCCUUCAAAUCUUUUAUUGUUAAUAAAGUGAAGAGACAUAUUAAACAUUAUGGUAAUGGCACCCUCAAGGAUAAUAUUAAACUAGCACUGAGAGCAGCUCGCAUGAGUGUUAAACAAGCUGGUGGUAGAAGAAAAGUUAAAGUACCUAGAGUUAUCCCAGUACCUAAAGUCGGAGGAAUUUUACCUCUUAUUCCGCUCUUCGCAGGCCUAAGUGCUUUGGGAGCUCUUACCGGAGGCGCUGCUUCUGUCGCUAAAGCUGUUCAAGAUAGCCGAGCGGCAAGAGAUAAAUUAAAGGAAUCUCAACGACAUAACGAAACCAUGGAAGCCAUUGCGUUGGGUAAAAGAGGAAGCGGAUUAUACCUUGCCAAACACAAGACAGGAUAUGGAUUAUUUCUUCAGAAGCAAUUGCCAAAAAACUACCAAUAAAGCUACCCAAUCGACCUUUGUCUAACCUAGAUAUACAGAAAUAUGUAAAGAAAUUAAAAAUUGUCAACUUCAGAGGAGUAUUUAUGCGAAAUGCUCUACCACAAACACCUAGAACGAACGAGUGCGGUGUUGUAAAUUUGGACGAGAUUGAAGGAGAUGGAACUCAUUGGGUAGCAUAUAGAAAAACAAGGGAUAAAGUUG
This is a messenger RNA of Sitophilus oryzae (rice weevil), 1489 nucleotides long. RefSeq lists its product as uncharacterized. Bases 512 to 1288 code for a protein of 258 amino acids. Gene Ontology annotation, molecular function: A2-type glycerophospholipase activity; structural molecule activity. The record is from RefSeq and is a predicted model, not a curated record. NCBI's taxonomy places the organism in Eukaryota, Metazoa, Arthropoda, Insecta, Coleoptera, Curculionidae. The transcript has a single exon. Gene Ontology annotation, biological process: arachidonate secretion; phospholipid metabolic process.